This is a messenger RNA of Solanum dulcamara, 2780 nucleotides long. RefSeq names its product nuclear pore complex protein NUP98A-like. Gene Ontology annotation, molecular function: structural constituent of nuclear pore. Lineage: Eukaryota; Viridiplantae; Streptophyta; Magnoliopsida; Solanales; Solanaceae. Gene Ontology annotation, biological process: protein import into nucleus; post-transcriptional tethering of RNA polymerase II gene DNA at nuclear periphery; RNA export from nucleus. The record is from RefSeq and is a predicted model, not a curated record. Gene Ontology annotation, cellular component: nuclear pore; nuclear pore cytoplasmic filaments. Bases 69 to 2684 code for a protein of 871 amino acids. The transcript is spliced from 12 exons.
AUACGAGUAAAUUUCCAUUUAUUUACAAUUAAUACUGCUGUUCUUCUUUGCUUUCUCUGUCUCGAAAAAUGUCGAUAUUUUCCUUGAAUAAUACCGCUCCAACUUCAAGCCCGUCAUUUAGCAACAUGAACCUAUUUGGUUCUACAUCCGGAAUUCAACAGACUAGCAACUCCGGUGUGUUUGGAACAAUAACCUCAUCUCCUUUUGGAAGCUCAACAUCUUUUGGCGGAAAUGAAAGUACAACUCCUUUGCUCAAGAGCUCUGGUUUUGGAAAGUCUGCAUUUGGUAUUAAUCACGAAGGAAGUAGAACAACAUCAUACAUUGCAACUCCAGAGAUAGAUAGUACAAGACCCGGUGGUGCAAACAUUCAAUCCAUUUGUGGAAUGCAGACUUAUCAAGAUAAAAGCCACGACGAGUUGAGGUUUGAGGACUACCAGUUAGGUGAUAAAGGGACAUUAGCCUUUAAUGCAGCAAUGAAUGCUACAUCUAGUCAAACACAAAGCAUAUCUCUGGGCUCAUCCACUUUACAAACAUUUGGAAAGAAAUAUGACGUUAACAGCGUGGCCAAGGAAUCUCUGAUGAGGGAUGCCAAUGUCUCAGACUCCUCCAUUCUUGGAUAUCCAAGAGCUCCUGCAUUUGGUGUUCCAAGCAACUCACACUCUGCCACCCCAAGAUUUGAUUCCUAUUCCUUCGGCCAACCAGCAGUAUCCAUAUCAGGGAGCAAAGGAAAAGAAAGUACAGCACCUUUGCUCAAGAGCUCUGGUUUUGUAAAGUCCGCAUUUGGUAUUAAUCAGAAAGGAAGCAGAACAGCAUCAUACAUUGCAACUCCAGAUAUAGAUUGCACAAUACCUGAUGGUGCAAAAAUUCAAUCCAUUUGUGGAAUGCAGACUUAUAAAGAUAAAAGCCAGGAGGAGUUGAGGUUUGAGGACUACCAGUUAGGUGAUAAAGGUCAGAAAUGUGGUUCUUCAUGUGGUAUUUCCGGUACACAGGGAUUUGGUAUCAUCGACAACACACGGCCUUUCAUAUCACCAGUAUUUAACCAAGCAACUGUUGAUCAACUUUUUUAUUCCCUUUUUCCAAGUACAUUUGUAGUGGAAAGAGCAGAGGUUGACUCUCUAUCAGAUGAAAUUUCUACAGCAACUGCAUCUACCCCAUUUCCGAAGUCACAGUCCAUUUCCCAUAUAUUUCCCCCCAAUACAUCAUUGUUAAACUCUUGUGGCACUGGAAGUAGAGUGGAAUCUACUGCCUCAGAUGUUUCUUUUUCUCUGUGGAUCCAUUCAAGGCCGUUUGCACCUUUAAAUCCAUCUUCCAAUUCUUCCACUACCUCCACCUUUUCUCCAUUAAGGAAUCCAUGGUCUUUAUCAACAUCUGUCCCUCUAUCUCCAUGUUCAGUCUCACCUUCCACAUAUCCUUUGUUAGCAAAAUCAUCUGCCCAUGUUUUUGGUCAAAAGAACUCUUUUUCUCCCACUCCUGUUUUAACUACAGGAGGUGCUCCACAAUCCACAUUAUGCUUGAAUUGCCUAAAGCAGUCUCAGCCUACUCCACCAGGACUUUGUAAUGUUUCAAGCACUCCACUUGCUGUGAGUCAAAAUACUCCUCUGUUCUUUGGGCCUCUGCAGCCAGAAAUGACUCCUAAAGUUGGAGCAACACUUCCAACAACCAACGCUUCUCACCCAUCAACAGAAGGUGCUAGUUGCUCAGAAAUUGGACAAGGAAUUUGUCAGCCAAGUAUCAAUGACCAACAGUCUUACUUUCCGAGAAUCAUGGAAGUGAAUGCGUCACCAAUUAUGCCUCCUGCUAAAAGACAACCUUCAGUCCAAAUCUCGGUUGAGCACCCAAAUUUGGCAACAUCCAUCCAGUAUGGAAUUUCUAGUUUACCUUUGCAGGUUUCUAACAACCCUGCUCCGGUCAGACGAAGAUCUGCGUUGAUAAUUCGGCAUUCAUCUCUAAGUCAGCAUAGGUUGCCACCUCAGAAAUACAAACCUACAAGUGAUAAACCAAAGGUACCCUUUUUCAUGGAUAAAGAAAACACUUCUGGUGUACUAAGGACAGAAGUCAUCAUCAUUCCAAGGGAAAAUCCAAGGGACUGGGUUCGUCCUACCUCAGAAUUUCUACUGGGAGCUGAUUCAUCUAUGAACGGGAUGCAUGACAGAGACAAAGCUGGUGAUAAGCCCAAGUUAGAGGCUGAAGAAAUGCAUCUUGUUAAUUGUGGCGAUGAUAAGGAUGUUGAUGGCAUAAUGCCGAAGCUCCAACGUGUUGAUUACUACACAGUUCCUCCUAUGGAGGAGUUGAUAUCAAAGGAGAAGGAAGAAGCUGGUUUUUGUUGCCACGUGAAGGACUUUGUGGUAGGAAGACAUGGGUAUGGAAGCAUCAAGUUCUUGGGAGAAACCGAUGUCCAGAAGCUUGAUCUUGAUUCUACUGUCAAUUUCAACCGUCGUGAGGUGAUAAUCUAUAUGGAUGAGAGCAAGAAACCUCCAGUUGGACAAGGCCUCAACAAGCCAGCUGAGAUAACUCUUCUUAAUGUCAGAUGCAUCAACAAAUCGACUGGAAAGGAGUAUAGAGAUGGACCAAUGGUCAAUAAGUACAGAGAUAUGCUCAUUAAGAAAACGGUAGAGCAAGAUGCAGUAUUUGUUUCUUAUGAUCCAGUGGAAGGGAAGUGGAAAUUUAGGGUGUCACACUUCUAAUUGUGAGUUCAAAUUUUCUUGGUUGAUUUUGUGGCAUAACCAAAUGUUUGAAUUGUAAAGAUAUCCUCCAACUGAUAUAUUUUUACAAUUUGCUCA